CACCCAUCCACCCACCCAUCCUGGGUCCCUGUGCACCUGUCUUUGUCCCCCUGGCUGCUGAGUGGGUGGCCUGCCAUGAAAUCGGGGGUCCCAGGAGGGCCCCCCGGCUCACUCCAGCUGGCCGUUGGCCCAAACAGGGGACAGAAGCCAGCCUUGGGGGCCAGUCAAAGGCCCUGGGGUUCAAUCCGCCUGUGCACACAGUGCUCAGCCUCAGUUUACCCACACACACACACCUUCCUGCAAAGAUGAAAAUUCACUCCUAUGAGACCGACGCGGUGGAUCACGCCUGUCAUUGCAGCACUCUGGGAGGCCCGGAAGGGAGGAUCGCUGGAGGUGCCGGAUUCCUCUCGCCGAGCUCAGGCUUCGCGGCAAACAUGAUCUCCAGGACGCUGUCCGCCAAGAUCCUCAAGAACAUCCCCUACGACAAACACAGCCCGGAGAUGACGAACAGUUUUUCUUCCAUCACUGAAGAGAAACCAGGACAAAAAGACUCCUGCUCGUCUCCUGACUCCGAGAAGAACCCGUUCCACCUGUCGGCGGACGAGGACUUCUUCCUGCUCAGGAAGCAGGAGCGGAGCAAGGCUCUCGCGGAGCGGGAGCGGAAGAAGCACUUGCGUGUGCACGAGAAGAUGACGCACUCGUCCAAGCUGUCGGCCAAGCGCGCCAACCUGCUGCGGCAGCUGCAGGUGGAGGACGAGGCCCAGGACAUGGAGGCCCGGGCGGAGGCCGAGCUCACGCACACCUUCCGCGACCACGCCGCCUGGACCCUCACGGAGGCGCGGCUGGAGCGGGCGGAGCGCAGCCUGGAGCGCGACGCGGCGCUGUUCGACGAGUUCCUGCGCGACAACGACUGCAGCUCCGUGCAGGCCAUGCGCGUGGCCGAGAAGGAGACCAAGGCCAGGAUGGAGAAGAUCUUCGAGAUCCGCGAGCUCACCACCCAGAUCACCAACAUCAAGAGGCGGGAGAUGUUCCUCCUGCAGUACGCGCUGCAGAUGAAGCUCAUCGAGGUGCAGCGGCUGGAGCUGCUGGCCGUCCGCGAGGAGGCGCGGCUGGAGCGGGCGGAGCGCAGCCUGGAGCGCGACGCGGCGCUGUUCGACGAGUUCCUGCGCGACAACGACUGCAGCUCCGUGCAGGCCAUGCGCGUGUGA
This is a messenger RNA of Microcebus murinus (gray mouse lemur), 1148 nucleotides long. The record is from RefSeq and is a predicted model, not a curated record. Lineage: Eukaryota; Metazoa; Chordata; Mammalia; Primates; Cheirogaleidae.